CCCACCCUUAGCCAGGCAAACACAACCCCUCCCAAGCUGAGCCGAGAUGAAGCGAAGGGCAGAGGGGCAUUGCUCUCUGAUAUCUGCAAAGGGUCCAAGCUGAAGAAAGUUGGCGUUGUCAGUGACAGGAGUGCACCUAUGAUUGAGAAGCCGAAAGGAAGUGGCGGAGGCGUGUCCAGCAGUGAAGGGUCUUCUGCACCGGUCCAGCCUGUGGGAAGGAUGUUUCAGGGUGGCGUCCCAAAAUUACGACCUGUAGGAGAUGGUUCUGCGGGCAGGUCUGCGUUGCACCCUCCUGGCACUCGUUCUGCUGCACCUCGCCCACCUGGCAGCCACGAUGACCCCGACAGUCCCUCUCAGCAGGCCUCUCCUCCAGAGUCUGGCUGUUCCCAGAGACCGUCCCUACCUGAUCUCUCCCGUUCCCCCGGUGGAGGCAGCAGCCCGUCUACAGGCAUGAAGCACAGCUCUUCUGCCCCACCUCCACCACCCCCCAUGUCUCGGCGUGGAAAUGCUCCUCCUGCCCCGCCGCAGAAAGCCACAGCGCCCUUGUACAAUCGCGAAAAGCCACUUCCGCCGACUCCAGGGCAGCGAGGACCUUCUCCAGCGCCGGUGCGUGAAAACGCACCACCUCCACCAGUGAAGCCUCCUCCGUCACCUGCAAGCAGCCGCUCGUCUUCAUCCUCUUCUUCCUCCCUGGCCCCGCCGCCGCCCCCUUACCGUCAGCAGUCUGGGGUUUCCAAUGGCCCCUCCAGUCCUGUGAAUGAGGCAGCCCCCGAACUGCCCCAGAGACACAACUCACUCAGCAAGAAGCCUUCAGCAGGUGGACACACACCGACACGUGGACAUGUGCCGCCUCCACCACCGUCACCCACCCCACAGGCCGCCAGACCCCCUCCUCCAGCACGAGAGCCCCCGGGACGAGGAGCAGGCAAUGGACACACUUCCAUUUCCCGUUCCUUUGUAGAUGAUUUUGAGUCCAAGUAUUCUUUUCAUCCUCUGGAUGACUUCCCUCCUCCAGAAGAGUAUAGACACUUCACGAAGAUAUACCCAAGCAAAGCUAACAGAGUAAUGAGAGGAGCCCCUCCUUUGCCGCCUGUUGGGAGGUAAACACUGUGACCAGUCACUCGAGCUGCAUCGGCGACGAGGGUUCUUCACACAGACCCAUACGCUCAUAAACAGACAAUCUCACAUGCACAUCUAAAGACACAGAGCCUGCACCUUAUUAACAGCCAUUCCCCCAUCGGAUAACAUUCCUCUGCAUUCAAACAAGCUCCAUCGUAUCACUUUUGUCCGGUGCCGAAGGUCGUCUUCGCUCAGAAAAAAGUGAGAUAAAGGAAAGUAUUGCAUUCCAUCUUUAUUUUAUUAUUUUCCCUUGUACCUAGGUAGCAUUGCACAUUUGGUUGGAUGUGCACUGAGAGCUAGAAGUGGCCGUCAGAGCCUGUAUGUAGGUAAAGCGUAGCACUUGAGACGGGAAGCGGAAAGCAUGUCCCUGGAAAAUGUCUUAACUACUAUGUCAGGCAACA
This is a messenger RNA of Sinocyclocheilus anshuiensis, 1520 nucleotides long. RefSeq names its product WAS/WASL-interacting protein family member 2-like. Gene Ontology annotation, molecular function: actin binding. The annotation marks the transcript as partial. The record is from RefSeq and is a predicted model, not a curated record. NCBI's taxonomy places the organism in Eukaryota, Metazoa, Chordata, Actinopteri, Cypriniformes, Cyprinidae. The transcript is spliced from 7 exons.